CAUCCUCUGGUAAAGGCCACACUCUUAAAAGAAUGAAAUUCAUGUGGAUAGCUCUGUCAUUAUUUAUUUACUCUUCAAAGGAUUUCUUCUAAUAUCUUUUGGCGUCCCUUAAGCAUUUAUCCCAUGAAUGUCCCUCUUGAACUCCUCUCAUGAGAUAGGUUCAGAGGUCAUCACCUGAGCAAUCUUCUUUGUGUUCCCCUUUUUGGGGUGGAUGUAACUAACCUCAAAGUUGACCUAUAUGGCAUCUCCCAGGAUUGCAGUCCGCUUCAUUUCGGACUCAUCCUGGGCAACCUAAUCACCUCCUGUCAGUUUAUCAUCUUUUCUCUUGAACAUGGGGAAACAACAUCUUUGCACCAUUUCUACUGGUGCAGUCCCUAUCAUACCUACCUGGCACCACAGGUUGAGCUACAUCCCACUGAUUUGCCCUUGCCUG
This is a messenger RNA of Penaeus monodon (black tiger shrimp), 433 nucleotides long. RefSeq lists its product as uncharacterized. The record is from RefSeq and is a predicted model, not a curated record. NCBI's taxonomy places the organism in Eukaryota, Metazoa, Arthropoda, Malacostraca, Decapoda, Penaeidae.